AUGGCCAGCAAUGGUACCGAUACAGCGGGUUGGGUUGACGCGCCCAAUGUACGCGGGUCGAUAGACAUCCUCUGGUCAUGUGCCUUGGUUUUAUCCACAGCUUUGUACACCGUCUUGCAUUUGAAUAUCCCUGGUCCGAACGAUAGCUUGAUGGUGGUCAUAAUGCGCAAGAUACGCUGGGGUAUGUUGGCCAUCUUGGCCCCGGACUUGCUGGUGUACUUCUCGGCCAUGCAGUGGGAGGCCGCACAGCAAGCCGUCGAGCAGAUGCACCGGAUGGGCCACAAGCACUGGACACUGAAGCACGCUUUUUAUGCCAACAGCGGAGGCUUUGUUCUGCGGUCGAUCGACUACCGCCCGUUUCCAAUCACAUCCGCAGCCCUCCAGUACCUCGUGGAGGCAGACUAUAUCGAGUGCCCAACUAUCACCGAGGAGGAGAUUUGGGACAAAAGCAAGGCAGAUGUCUUUGCAAAAUGUGUGGCCUUGGUCCAAACCGCUUGGUUGGCGGUACAGGCGAUCGCACGGGUCAUUCAGGGGCUAUCCGUGACCCCGCUGGAGCUCUUCUCGCUCGGGUUCGUCCUGUCGACUAUGAUGAGCUACUACUUCUGGAUGCACAAGCCCCAAAAUGUCAGCGUACCCACGUAUAUCGACCUCAAAUAUGGAAGUGUCAACGCCAUCCUGAGUCAGGAUGGUAACACCUCCGUGGAAGAGUUUCAGCACACCCCCCUAGAUUUCGUCGAGAAGCCGAUGCAGCGGUGGCACCGUCGGCCCACGUUGGAGAAAUUUGGCCUAGAGGAGGGACCGCUGCAGCGCAUGCCCGAUGACAAGAUCCCGGUGAUCAACAUGCGCCGCCAGACUUGGAUUUUGGUGACGGUCCAAGCGAUGGUACAUCCUGCCAUCCACUGUCUGGGAUGGAACCACCUGUUUCCGACCCCGACGGAGAGGCUAUUGUGGCGUAUCGGUGCCCUGGUACUGGCGUCCGGGCUUCCGCUCGCUACCACGGUGCGGGUGGCUUUGACAGCUCUAGGGUUCAAGGGUCACCGGUCGCUGACCUAUAUUUGGAUUCAGCCCACGGAGCGACCGCCGGGAUGGCGACCGUGGGUGCUCGAUAUAAUCUCCACCCUCAUCAGCAUGUGCUUAGUUCCUGCGCGGUUGUAUAUCAUCGUCGAGGCGUUCAUCAGUCUGCGGCGACUACCGGUCAGCUCGUUCCAGACGGUAGCAUGGACGGGCUUUAUUCCGCAUGUGUGA
Aspergillus aculeatus ATCC 16872 is the source of this 1245-nucleotide messenger RNA. RefSeq lists its product as uncharacterized. The record is from RefSeq and is a predicted model, not a curated record. Lineage: Eukaryota; Fungi; Ascomycota; Eurotiomycetes; Eurotiales; Aspergillaceae. The transcript has a single exon. The coding region runs from base 1 to 1245 and encodes 414 amino acids.